AAAAGAGAGAGGAGCAGCACAGAACAGCACAGGUUCUCGUGUUAGUUUGAGGAAGAGUGAGUGAGUGAGUGAGAUUAGCAGCGCCACUUUCCACUACCCUCACUCACCGGUUCGCUCUCAACUCCAAGCCUUGCAAGUCUGCCACCCAAACCCAACCCAACCCAACCAAUACCCCACCCCUUCCCUUCGCUUCCCCUUUCUCUUCAAAUCCUCAAACUUAGGGUUUCCGAACAAAACUAAAACCCACUAGCCGGAACAACCAACAACAACAACAAUUGUAUAAUAUAUAUUAAAUAGAUAGAUAUUAAAUUAGGGUUUUCAUGUUCUUCCAAUGCCAAGUUUUGAUGUCUUAUGAAUGGAGAUUUUCUCUGUCUUCUCGUCGGAACCAUCCCUUGUCGCCGUCACGGUGACUGCGCUCUGUUUUCUUCUCGCGCUGUUCUCUCUCCGUCGAUCAUUCUCGCCGCCCAGGAAGCAGCACUGCGAUUGCGCCUCCAAUUCUGAUUCCGCCGGCGCCGUCCCCUACUUGAACGGCGGGGCUGCCCAAAUGCUGGAGCCCAGUCCCGUUCAAACUCCGGCUCCGGCUCCAGCUGCGUUGUCGGAGCGGCGAACGGGGUCGUCGAUGAUGGAAGAACUGGUUCCGGAGAUUACGACGCAUGCUCUGAGUUACUUGGAUUACCCAAGUUUGUGUCGCCUUUCGAUGACCAAUUCUUUGAUGCGUAAAGCUGCGAAUGAUGAUAAUGCCUGGAAGGCCCUUUAUCACAAGGACUUUACUUUGGAACAAGAUAGUAUUACACCCACUAAUGGGUGGAAGGCCUACUAUGCUGCAACAAGAGCAAUUGUGAAUAUUAAUACAGAAUUCUUCAACAUUGUUAGAGAUAAGUCUAUUCCAGCAAUGAGUCGUUUUUGGCUAAAUGCAGAUUAUGUGAAGUGCAUUCAUGCCUCAGGAGAACUCUUUUCUGGGUAUAAUGCGGUAAUGCAGAGUUGGCAACUCGUAUUCAACUGGGAGCAAGGAUUGAACUUUCAGGUUCGAGACGUACGUGCUCGGGUCUUGACAGACAUGGCUUGGGUUACCAUGAAAACAAAUGUUGCUGAUCUGGAUACAGGGCCAUUCAAUGUGACCAAUGUUUUUGAAUUCCAUAAUGGACGGUGGUAUAUGGUUCAUCACCACAGUUCUGUGAUGAAUGGGGAGGUGGAGCACCAGAUUGUGCAUGGAUAAUAGUGAGAGAUGAUACAUUGUUAUGUCUGAUACUGGUUACAAAGGUGGUUUUAUUUACAGAAGCAAGAUGCUUGAAAUUUUUGUGAUUUCUUUGGAAGAUCCUUUUUUAGUUUACAAUGUUAGUUUCAUUUUUAUACUGUAUAUAAGACAGGAAGUCGCAAUGGCUAUGGCGCCAGAAAAGAGUUAUAAGUACAGUAAUUGGAUUUAAGUAAACACAUAUGAUGGGUGGAAAGGAUGGCUAGCUGUGAAAUGAAACGUUGGAUCAGGACGUUCGCUGGCAUCAAAUCUUAAAGGCGAGACUUGUAAAAACCAAGGCUAAGGAGGCAAAUGCAAAAGCAUUCUCCAUUUUUGUCGUGCAUCUUAGCAAUGUGCAUUUUUUUUACUGUGAGUUGAAUUUUGAAUCUUAUGCUAACAAAAUGAUGAUUUU
Molecule: messenger RNA, 1643 nt
Organism: Abrus precatorius (Indian licorice)
Lineage: Eukaryota; Viridiplantae; Streptophyta; Magnoliopsida; Fabales; Fabaceae
Product: F-box protein SKIP8
Exons: 4
Coding region: 356-1216 (286 amino acids)
Molecular function (GO): protein binding
Source: RefSeq, a predicted model, not a curated record